This is a messenger RNA of Ziziphus jujuba (common jujube), 5141 nucleotides long. Its product is annotated as BOI-related E3 ubiquitin-protein ligase 1. Lineage: Eukaryota; Viridiplantae; Streptophyta; Magnoliopsida; Rosales; Rhamnaceae. Gene Ontology annotation, molecular function: ubiquitin-protein transferase activity. Bases 33 to 770 code for a protein of 245 amino acids. The transcript has 2 exons. The record is from RefSeq and is a predicted model, not a curated record. Gene Ontology annotation, biological process: regulation of programmed cell death.
AAAAAACUCAGAAUCUUGUCCUUAAUAUUCCCAUGAAAAUCAAUCGAGAAAAUGGAAAUAUACUGGUUACCCAGAUGGAUUCUUCUGCUACUCCGCCUUUGACUGAAACUCUCUUACCUUUCUAUCAAUCCUCCUCCCCUGUUUGCUUGGAUCCGAAACCUUCAUCGCUGAACAAUUCCGGUAGCAGUCUCACCUACAACAACAUUCCUCCUUUUGCUUCACCUCGGAAACGCCAACGGGAUUCGAUGAUGAUGAUGAUGGGUGAUCCCCAUCAUCAUCACGAAUUCAACACCGAUUUCAUACCAUCUCAAAAAACCAAACUCUCCGGCAGCUUUUUACCAUUGCUUGACAACGUCAUUGUCUCCCAAAUCCAACUUCAGCAAUCCGAGAUCGACCGAUUCAUCAUCCAACAUGAGGAACAGAAAUUGAAACUGGAAGAACAGAGAAAAAGGCAAUCGAGAAUGCUGGUGUCGGCGAUUCAACAAGGGAUCACCAAGAAACUCAAAGAGAAAGACGAUGAGAUACAGAGGAUGGGAAAGCUCAACUGGGUUCUCCAAGAGCGAGUCAGAAGUCUAUGGGUUGAGAAUCAGAUUUGGAGGGAUUUGGCUCACACCAACGAAGCCACCGCCAAUUCUUUGCGCAGCGAUUUAGAACAGGUUCUAGCCCACUUCGGAGAAGACUGCCGUGCUUCCACCGCUGGCAACGACCAAGCUGCGGUUGUUAAGGAUGAUGCAAAGUUGUCACCCAGUUCCUUUAUGGCAAAGUCGUGAGCUUGUUGUCUCUUGCCUCUAGGUUGAAUCACAUAAACAGAUUUCCACGGUUUGUUGUCUCUUGCAUACCUAAUUUGCCUCUAGCUCCAUCUCAGAAUUGUGGAGCCCUUCUUUUUUUUUUUUUAAAAUGGGAGCUGUGGCGCCGAGCGAGAAGGAAAUUUUAGCAAUUUUUCUCAUGUGACGGAAUUUUAAAUCUGAACUAUCUGUGUUUAUGGUUUUGAAUCCAAUAACUUUAAUUUUUAGUAUGUUUUUGGUCCGUAUCAAUUUUGAUCAAAUCGGUCUUGAUCAUAGAAAAACUCUAUAUAUAUAUAUAUAUAUGCAUGCCGUUUCUAUAUAAUUUAUAUAUACGUAUAUAUUUUUGUAUUAAAUUAGAAUUAUUAUUAUUAUUUUAAAGGUUCUUUUAUUUUGAAAUUAGAUUCCCUCUCUCAAGUUACCACCUUCCCCCUCUCUCUCAUGAAAAACCAAUCCGACAUCCCACCUUAUUCACUUGUUGCCUGCAAUCAUUUUCUUCGUCGGAAUCAUUCAUUUUUCGGUCAUUAUUUGCUGAUCCACCCAUAACAAAUCAAAGUCCAUACUUCAAACUAUAAUAGACAAAACACAUCAUGUUGCGCUUUCGCAUUUUAUAUAUAUAUAUAUAUAUAAUAUGUAUUGGUUACCAUUUUAUUAGAUGAAUGUAUAAGCUGGUGCAUCAUAAAGAAGUCAUAAAACUGUUAGUUUCCCCAAUAAAUGGUCAAAUAAUUAGAAUUCCCAUCUUCAAUAUCAACAAGUAUGUAACACCCCGUCCCAAAUUGCACCGGAAUCCGUGCACGUUGACCGAGGUUGACCGUUGACCGAGCGGGUCAAAAGUUGACUUUUUAUCCCAGUUGGAAUUUCUAGUUGACCAGGGUACCGUGGCGAAGUGCAUGAUGCCCCAAGUUCGUAGACUAGUAGCACGUUGAAAACAGAGCUACGGUUUGAAAGUUAUGGGCAAAACAAGUUGAGGUGCAAACAGUCCAAAAGGUGCCGAGAGUUGACUUUUUCUUGUGGUGUAAUUUUGUUUUGACUCUUGUAUGGUUGUAAAGUACUCGUCGAUACGAGUUCAUAGACUAGCAGCACGCUUAAAUCGGACAUUUGGUUAAAAAGUUAUGGACGUUUGAAGUUCGCCGGAUACCGUAAUAUUUUAUUAUAUCUGGCUUAAGUGCACAGUGACGCCACAUGUCAUCACCUGAUUGGUCCACGUGGAAUGAACAGUGUCACCACGGUGGCUUUUAUUUGACAAAAAUCUCGGGGAAGAGAGAGAAAGAGAGAGAGAGAGAGAGAAACCGACCGGCCGUCGGAAUUUUCAAAUUUUUUGGCCGAUUCACAUUACACGCGCCGGCUAGACGGACGCCUCUCCCCAUAUCCGGCAAAACCCCAAAAUUUCACGGCCGUUGGUCGUCGGACGCACCCGGAUCGAGGCGGCGAAGUUCGGCGGCGAUUUUUCCCUCCACCGCCGUUUGACCCCUUUCCGGCCAUUUUUAGGUCACACGCGCCAGCCACCCCUCACCACCUCCUCAAGUCCGGCCUACCCACCAAAUUGCACGGCCACCGAACCUCCGAUGCGCCGGGAUCGGAGCUUUUUCCAGCGAGGGGCCGAAAUUCUUCAAACCCCGAUUUCUCCGCCGUCCGGCCUCCGUUUGCCUCACCGCCAGUCCCGUUGAAUUCCUCUCCCCUCGAUAUACAAAUCUGCAAAACAUCUCAGCCAACGGCCACCGCAUGCGCCGCCGCCGGCGACAGUUGCCGGUGACCGCGGCGGCUCGCCAGAAGUUACUGUUCCGGCGAGUACCCAGUCGCACCGCCGGUCUUUGUCCACUGUGUUAGACCUCCUGAACCCGAAUCCGGCAUCCUUUUCCGCCAAUUCGCGACGGUUUGGGAGAAUUGAGGAGUCGAAAUCCGAAAGCUUUCAGGCGAGAUUCCGGCCACCUCGGGUCCGAUCACUGGAAAGUAAGACCGAAUCCAUGAUCCUCAUUACUCAAGCUUGAAUUCGGUAUAUAACUCGUAACUUUUAGUUGUCGUUGUGUUCGCUCCCCAGGUACCCAUUUGGGAAUUAUCCGAAUAAAAUAUUAAUAUAUUUGGUUGGUAUACUGUGGAUGUUUUAGGUUCACGCGCGAGUAGUGGAGUUGAUCCUGCGGAGGAUCUUGGCUGAUUUAUGUGCUUAAGGUGAGUGACCCACCUUCAAAAAUAUUUUGGGCAAUUAAUUAUGUUUAAUUGGUAUUUAAAUUAUGCUCAUGUGGUACAAGUUAGUUAUGGUUUUAUUGUGAUUUAAUUUAUUUAUUAUGCAUGAGUAAAGUAUAUUUCGGUAAUAAUCAUACGAGGUUUUAAGUAUUAUUUUCGGGCAUAAUUGGGUUAAAUGUUUUAUGAAAAUAUUUGUUUAAAUUGUAUAAAUUAUGCCCGCGGUAUUUUAAUUGUUGAACCUCGUAUUACGAGAAAAUUAUGGUUCAUUUGUUAUCGAUGUUUUCGUACCAAUUUGUUAAAUAAAAAUAUGUGGGAUGAUAAGUGAGAAAUUUUGGUAUAUUUUCCACGCUAAUUUUAGAAAACGGUACAGUUGGUUUUAUAAUUAUUUUAGACGCAUUCAUACAGUAUUGGUGUUCUGGUAUAUGUAUAUGUGGUUCAGCCCGCAAGUAUUAUUAUUUCACCAGUUAGUUGCCAUUGGACCGUGGGUAGGCAAGUUUGUUAUUGGCCACAGCCGCCCCCCUCCUUGGCCGGGAUAAUGGUUUCAGCAGCGGUACUGUCGGGACGCCGACGUGCCGUUUGCAAGUUUCUCUCUUUAAUCUCCCCGCCAGUCGGUGCUCAGGACGCUGGGUAUCGGAGGGCAUCAUCGGUAUAUGGUGUGAUGCAUCAAGUGUAAUUUUCAAAUAAGUUUCAAACCCCAAAGGUGUUCAAAAAUUUGUUUAUUAUAAUUUAUUACAUUUUAAUUAUAUAUUGGGGUAUUUAUUUAUUUAUUGUUUAUCAAAUGUUUGAUCCCUUGGUUUUCGGGAAGUACAAAUAUCGGGUUUUGUGAAAUCGUUUUAAAAAGGAAACAUUUCCAACGGAGUGAUUGGUGAGAGUUUUGAGGGAAAAUUAUCAUUUCCAACUGUUAUUAUUUAUUUAUUAAUUGUUGGUAUUAAUUCAAUUCCCUUAUUUGUUAUAUUAUUAUAAUUAUUAUCAUUAAAAGUGUUCAGUAGUUAGGGUCACUCAUUGAGAUGAUUAGCAUCUCACGUUUUUAAGUUCCGAUUCCCUUAGGUGCAAGGGGUGGUAGACGUUCUUCCGGAGCGAACCAAUUUUCCGCUGCUAUCGUGUUUCGAGAAGUACCUUUGUACUCAUUCAUUUCAGUUGUAUUAUUUCUUUCAUCUUUGUUGUAUUUCUGUUGAUUAGCACUUCAUAAAGCUCUGUAUACUAUUUGGACACUUAUGUUUUAUUUAUGCACUGGGCUGCUGUUAUUGUUGUGAAGUGCUGUAAAUUGUGGAACAACUUGUAGUUUUGCGGGAGGAAUAAGGGGGUGAAUAUAGAAGUGUGUUUUCAGUGCAGGUAAUUUUUGUUAAGUCCUACCCUUAGGGGAGGUGCUGCCGGAUUUUCCGUUAAAAGGUUCGGUGGUAUUUCCCUGGGAUCAGGGCUUGUUUAGGGUUCCGGGGAGGAAUUCUGGACGGGUCCUGACAAGUAUAUAUAAAGACCUGCUACCAUAUGCAUUAACAAGCAUCAUGGUGCGGAUUCGCACCAAAUUAUAUAUAAUUGAUAGGGUGUUACAUGCACUUUACCCCGAAUUUAUGUAAUUUAGCACCUACCCACACUAUUGUAGCAAAAUUUUAUAUAUAUUUCUAAUAUAUUAAUUGCCAUUUAAUCAUAGGCGAUAUACUCAUUUUCUAUCCAAAAUUAAUUAGAACUGCCUUUAAAUGCGGGUCCCUUAUAUAUGGACUCCUUGUAGUCUAUGUUUAUUAAUAUUAUAGACAUGCUUAAUCAUUCUUUUAUCAGGAUAACAUGCAUAAUGAAUUUUUCAUCAGGACUUCUUUUAUUAUUCAUUAGAUAUCUUCAAAAGCUGAAAUUUAAAAAGAUAUUUAGAGUUUAUAAGAGUCCUGACAAGUUGCGUUUUACUCUUCUACGGUUUUAGUAUUUCAUUAGAUUUAUAUAAAUCUCUAAAUGCAUUUUUAAAUCUCAACCGUUGAAGAAAUUCAAAGAUUAAAAAGAAAUGUCCUAAUAGAAAAUCUAUCAGAAUAUUCUUAUUAGAGACUAACAGGAAACAUGCAUGUUUAGAAUUCAAUCUAAAUUUGUAUCACAAAUCUUGAAGAAUCUCCACAUUAAAGCAAAUUUUUGUAUUUCAAAUAUUAACCUUCCUUGAAUUAAAAUUCAAUUUGGUGGACAAAACUUAGAAAUUCAAAU